GGAAGAGCCUCCACCCCAAAGCUCGCAGAUCUUCGGUCAUCUGAGCGAGAGCGGUCUUCCUUGUGUCAAAGUGUGGUUGUUCCACCAUGGCGCAUCUUGCUGUGACAAUCGACGAGGAAAUGCUCAAUGUGCUCAUGGUACGAGCAGGCAUGACGAAGAACGGGGACGCAAUCACGUGUUUCGUGUGCCGGUGCUCAGGAGGAGAAGGGGGUGUCUGGGAUGAGCGCCAUCAAGGCACUGCAGGCCACAAACAAUGAGAGUGGUAGGUGGGUGAUGCGUCACAGCACGACUUUCUUACUGCAUCUGCAUUCGAUCGUGUUUGUGCAGUUGAAGCGGCGAUGGCGUGGUUGUCUGAGCAUGCCAAUGAUGCCGACCUGGACAAACUCACAGGCAACAUGCUGGCGGGAGGCAGUGGAGCCACCGCAUCGACCACGCCAAGUGAGGCGUGCAACAACAGGACAUGUGUAAUGAGUAUGUCUGUGGCGUGUGUGUGUGUGUGUGUGUCAGGCGGCCCUCCCCCCACAGACAACCCACCACACGUCAAGGAGAGUCUCAACCAAGAGGUCAGGAGAGCGGCGUGCAGUACAGGAACAGUAAACAGUAUUGCACCUGUGCCAUGUCAUGUGUGUGUCAGUGGUUAAAGGAGCUGCUCGACAUGGGUUUCGCGAACAUCCCUGCAGAGAAGGCCCUCUACCUCACCCAGAACGCAAGCCGUAACAGAGCACAAAACGGCAGGGGACCCAUCCACAGCUUUCUCUCUCUCUCUCUCUCUGUGUGUGUGUGUGUGUGUGUGUGUGUCAGUCGAGGCGGCCGUCAACUGGCUGAGUGACCACCAAGCGGACAUGGACUUCGAUACACCCAUCAUCGAGCAACAACAGCCACAACGUACGUGACUUAGAGAGGGAGACGGCCUUAUGCGUUACAUGAGUGUGAACACGCGUGUGUGUCAUGUGUGUGCAGCGAGUCGGCCGAAGUUGUCUCCCGAGGAAGCCCAGAAGAAGGCCUAUGAGCUGCAGAAGAGGCUCAGAGAGGUGUGCGCCUUGUAGUGUCCACGCAGAAAAAACACCCCACACACACAGUGUGCAUGGUUGUUGGUGGCUGCACUGCAGGAGCGCGAGAAGCGGGAGAAGCAGGAGGCGAUCGACAAGGAAAGGGCGAGGAUCGAGUAAGCCGCGGGACCACUGACAUGACCCAACAUGCCUAUGUGCAUGCUGGUGUGCGCCCCGUUGGUUGUGUCAUCCGUCGAUCAGGGGCUCCAAGGCUCUGCAGGAGGCGCAGCGCAAGCUGGAUGAGCAGCAGAGGAAGCGCGACCUAGACGAAAUCAAGAGGGAAAAGGAUGUGAGCCAUAUUGCACCGCACCCGGCACAUGCACACACAGCCACACCUAUGGACGCCCGCUGGUGUGUGUGUGUGUGUGUGUGUGUGUGUCAGGAGCAUGAGAAGGAGAAGAAGAGGCAGAAGGAGCUGCUCAAGCGGGAGUGGGAGGAGCGAUUCGGAAGACCGGUACAGACAGACACUCACACAGACACGUACAAAAGUAGCCAUUGAUGGAUGCUGACCAGCACACAUGCAUCUGCGUGUGCACGUCUGAACACACACAUCUGUGUCAUGUCAGUACCCCGAGGGCGAGGAGGUUGACGAGAAACAGAAGGAGGACGAAGUUUCCAAGAAGAGCAAAAAGGACCAGGUGAGCUCAAGAGACGAUCCGCACACCGCUCGCACACCACUUGACGCAUGUUGUCUGUCUGUGUGGUGGUCGCAUCUGUGUCAGAUCAUCUACUGGGUCAAUAGGCUCAAGAAGAACUACAAGGUGAGUGACCACCGCGACAAACGGAUGAAGAGAAAGCCUGCAGGCACAGUGCUGUCUGUCAUCUCUCUCUCAUUGUCAGGACACGAAUCCUGCCGGCCUCAAGACCUGCCUGCAGACCAUCCGACUGUACGUCGACAACGCGGCCAAGAACCCCACCGACAAGAAAUACCACCGAAUCAAGUUAGUGAGCGAGGAGAGAGAGAGAGUGGGGCGGAGGCCAGGGUGCGGAGCUGAUGUGUGUCUGGUUUGUUUGUCUGUGUGCGCGCGCAGAAAGGAGAACAACGCCUUCAAGACGCGCGUGGCCGUGUUCUUUGAAGCGAUUGAGCUGCUCAAGGUGGUCGGCUUCGUAGACGAUGGUGAGGAAGGCACACAAGUCACUAGGUUCCUGUAAGGGCGAGUAUGAUUCGUGGACUGUGUGUGUCCUUGGCGCAGGUGGUGAGUUCUACGCCAUCGAUGGCAUCCCUGACGGCUUCCACUGCGGCCAGGCCAUCAAGUUUAUCGACCUCAUCAUGCCCUCCCUCUGACGCGACAGACACACAGACAAAGAGAAAAACAGCAGCAGACUUUCCCUUCUUUAUGGUGACGUAUUCGAGAGAGAUGUCGUGCGAGUCCAUGAUCUCGUGUUGCUCCUCCCUCCUGUUGGUUUUUCCAUGGUCGGUGGGCUCGGAAUGUCGACGCUGGCCUGACAGACACGAAAGGCGGGAACACACCGGAUCUGGCAUAUUUGGUGUGUCGGAUUGGGCCCAUGAGUGGCAUGCGGUACCGACUCGGACUAGCAACGCAGCCGGCACAUCACAAUUGGCACGUCACGAACUUACGAACUCGCCGCCGGCGAGAAUCUCGCGAUGCGCGAGACGGCGAGACGCCAAAAAA
Vitrella brassicaformis is the source of this 2683-nucleotide messenger RNA. Lineage: Eukaryota; Vitrellaceae. The record is from the annotation of a GenBank genome assembly.